AUGCAUCUCACAGCUCUUCUCGUCGUCGGAGCAGUCCGAGCAAUGGGUGCAGCCCUGGCUCCCCGCGCUGUCAACUGCGACUUCGCAACCACUGCUGAUGCCGGCGCUACAUGCGCUAGCUUUUCCAGCAGCUGGGCACUGUCAGUGACUGACUUGCAGAAGUUGAACCCUGGCAUCACCUGCCCGAAUCUCGAUACCAGCAAGUCUUACUGCGUGGUCGGUACCGCCACGGAUGAACCAACCCGAUCCACGAGUACAACGACCACCGCCACCCAGCCAACAGCUACGGAUGAACCAAUCCCAUCCACGAGCACAACGACCACCGCCACCCAGCCAACAACCACCGAUUCCGCUCCCAGCAACUCUCCCACUAUGCCCGGCAUUGCAUCCAACUGUGAUGGCUUCCACAAGGUCUCAUCCGGAGACCAGUGUGAUACCAUUGCCAAGGAGUAUAGUAUCACCGAAGCCCAGUUCAAGAGCUGGAACAGCCAGGUCGACGCCAAAUGCUCAAACCUUUGGUUCGACUAUUUUGUCUGCGUGCAUGUUCCCGGCGCAGUCACCACCUCGGCUCCCCAGCCAACCGCCCCUGCGGGCCCAACACCCCAGAUGCCUGGUAUUGUCAGCAACUGCAACAAGUACCACCUGAUCGAGGAUGGUGAGAGCUGCUGGUCCAUCUACACGGAGGCGGGUAUUACCUUGGCACAGCUCCGUAAGUGGAACUCGGAGGUAGAUGCCUCGUGCAGCAACCUUUGGCUGGGCUACUAUAUCUGCACUGGUGUUUGA
This is a messenger RNA of Penicillium bovifimosum, 783 nucleotides long. Its product is annotated as LysM peptidoglycan-binding domain-containing protein. The transcript is spliced from 2 exons. The coding region runs from base 1 to 783 and encodes 260 amino acids. The record is from RefSeq and is a predicted model, not a curated record. NCBI's taxonomy places the organism in Eukaryota, Fungi, Ascomycota, Eurotiomycetes, Eurotiales, Aspergillaceae.